UUUGGAGACGGGUGGCGUGUUUUAACCAAGACGCUUUUCCCAGCGACCGUUUCAGUCAGCCGGUGUGCAUCACGCAAAAAUAAAUUUUUGAUUUUUCGUCACAAUAAUACACGAAAAUGUCGCGUCUGUUGGUCGCCGUGUUCCUUGCCAGUGUGGUGGCGGUGUGCAGUGCCCAGAACAGCACCACGCCCACCGUGAUGUUCAAGCUGGAGCGCUACUCCAAUCCCAACAACCAACUGCAGGACGGCUCCAACUGUGAUCCCUUUGGAUGGUCCAAAUGCGAUCCCUACGUGGUAGUGCACGUGCGCAACAGUGCCAAUGUGACCGAUCUGCAGACGUUCACCUCCACCCCCACCAAUGACGUCAGCUCAUUGGACUUUCAAAUGUUCAUCGGCUUUGUCAAUCCCCUGCUGAUCAAGGUCCCCAAAGGCACCGUGGUCGAUCUGUCGGUGACGAUCUACGAUGACGACGAUAUUGGUCAAGAUGAAAUUAUCGGCACCUACUGGUUCCUGUAUGUUGCCGGCACCGAGGCCAAGAGGGAGACCAAGACCGCUGGAUCGGCUUCCCUGACGGUCAUGAUGGCCACCGUUGGAUAAAAUCACUAAUUGAUGCUUUUUUAUCAAAAAUCAUGUCGAUCGCUUCUUCAUGGAGUGUAUGGCUAGUGUACUCAUUUCCUUUGACUUUUGUGUGCCUAUGAUUUUGAAUAUGUACCUUCCGGUUUCGACCUUCACACUGUGUUUCAGAACAUAACAAGCAACACAAUAAAAAUUUAAUAACAAACAAAA
This is a messenger RNA of Paramacrobiotus metropolitanus, 785 nucleotides long. RefSeq lists its product as uncharacterized. Bases 117 to 596 code for a protein of 159 amino acids. NCBI's taxonomy places the organism in Eukaryota, Metazoa, Tardigrada, Eutardigrada, Parachela, Macrobiotidae. The record is from RefSeq and is a predicted model, not a curated record. The transcript has 2 exons.